AUGCAGGACUUGACGCCUGACAAUUUCGCAAAAAAUAUUGUGCUGACAAGGCAGGGCGGAGCUCGAAUAUUCUGGAAACGGUUUCGACAGCAGGAUGGUUACAUUAAUGCGAUAAACACUGUAUUGGACUUGAUAGGCAUUAAUGAAGUUGUGAAUGCCUUCAAUCUCGCUCAAUACAGCGCAAUUGUCAUACCUCCACCCAUUAUGUACGCACCAUUCUUCAUAUUCCAUGGGCCUCCAGAAGUGAACUACGCGGGUCUUGGAGCAACUAUUACCCACGAAUUUAUGCACAGCUAUGACAACGAACGUAUGUUUUCCGACAACAGCACCGAGGGAGUCACAAAGAAUAGCCUGGCUGCUUACAAGAAAUUAGUCGGAUGUCUCCAGUCGGUUAUCCACAAAGCACCCAGAGCCAGAACGUUCGAGGAACGCGAGAAGGAAUACCUCGCCGAUGCGUUGGGAAUACAAUCACUUGAGAGAGCAUGGAGAAAAGCAGCGGAAAGCACAAGCGUUACACUUGGAUAUGUUAGAGGCUUCACGAGAGACCAAUUGUUCUAUGUGUCCUAUGGCAUUACAUGGUGUGGUAUUCCAAGCUUACAGGUUUCGGUAACCCACCCCGACUUUGACGAAAGGUGCAACGUCCAACUCAUGAACUCUGACCACUUCAGUCGAGUCUUCAACUGCCCACCUGGGUCACCCAUGAAUCCGUCAGAGAAAUGUCGCUUUUGGUAG
Molecule: messenger RNA, 732 nt
Organism: Ornithodoros turicata
Lineage: Eukaryota; Metazoa; Arthropoda; Arachnida; Ixodida; Argasidae
Product: endothelin-converting enzyme 1-like
Exons: 1
Coding region: 1-732 (243 amino acids)
Biological process (GO): protein processing
Cellular component (GO): plasma membrane
Molecular function (GO): metalloendopeptidase activity
Source: RefSeq, a predicted model, not a curated record